GAACUCCGCCCCUAAUACCCCUCCCUCCGCGCGUUUCUCACUAUUGUCUUUACCGUUCGAAUUGACAGAAGCCACAUGAGGUAAUAGCGCUCAGGAAAACGCGUUUAAAGUAAACAGGAGGUGAAGACUGGAGUCUGCAUCUCCACAAUAUUGUGAUGCAAGACAGGAUGUGACAUCAGCGGAUGUAAGUCUUCUGUUUGUGCGGUUUGGGCAUGAGUGGUGAGCCCCGCCCUCAUUCGCCCGGCUGACCAAUCAGAAUGUUCGAGGUGAAACCAAUGAGUGUGGAGAAGAAAGAAACAGCUGUGGGAACAGAUGAGGGCAGUAAGGUGUGUGACACAAGCGGCUGCGAUGAAGACUCUUUAUAUCUGUAUGAGGGUCAGGAUUGGGUCAUCUCGCCCGCCUGUUCUCCGGUGGAACCCAGCGCUCUCUCACCAAUGCUGGCUGAGGAAACCUUUCGCUACAUGACAUUUCUCGCUGUGGGUUCCUCUUCAUUUCCUCAUAAUGGUUCUAACAGUCAAUCUAAAGUUCUCAGCUCUGACCGGGUGGAGCAGAUGACCAAGACGUACAAUGACAUUGACGUGGUCACACAUCUUCUGGCUGAAAGGGACCGGGAUCUGGAAUUGGCCGCUCGGAUUGGUCAGUCUCUGCUGCAGAGGAAUCAUGUGCUCCAAGAACGAAACGAAUCUCUGGAGGAGCAGCUAACACAAGCUGUAGAUCAGGUUCAUCAGCUUCAGCAUGAAUUGAGUAAAAAGGAUGAACUCCUGCGUAUGGUCGCGAGUGCCAGCGAGGAGAGCGAGACCGACUCCAGUUGCUCCACUCCGCUCCGUCACGCUUCAUCUACAGGAGCCGCUUUCGCCCUCGGCCAGCUGGAAGCGAUGCAGGUCAAACUGCAGGACCUGGAGGAGGAGAACCACGCUUUGAGAUCAGAGGCGUGUCACUUGAAGAAAGAGACCUUCACGUAUGAGGAAAAAGAGCAGCAACUAGUGAACGACUGCGUGAAAGAGCUCCGUGAGUCAAGCAGUCAGAUGGUGACCCUGACAGAGGAGCUCUCUCAUAAGAAUGAGGAGUUAUUGAGACAUCAGGAGGAGAUUGCACAAUUACUCUCACAGAUCGUAGAGCUCCAGCAUCGAAUCAAAGAGUUGGCACUAGAGAAGGAAGAGUUAAGAGUUCAUCUACAGGCAUCAAAGGAAGCACAACGACAACUGACUGCUGAGCUGAAGGAGCUGGUAGACAGAAAUGCAGAAUGUGUGGGAAUGCUACACGAAUCUCAGGAGGAGGUUAAGGAGCUGCGCAGUAAGAACACGCCAUCUGCAGGCCUGCGCAGACACAUGCCUUAUGGACUGUACCCUAUGGAUUCUUUGGCAGCUGAGAUUGAAGGCUCGAUGAGGAGAGAAGUGAGCGUCGAGGAGGAAAUCACCUUUCAGGACCAAAGGUCGGCCCAUAAACGCGUGUUCGAGACCGUGAAAUCAGUGAAUAAGUCUGUGAUGAAAGCCGCCGGGCCACCCAUCCCUGGCUCCGCCCACUGCGGUGUCAUCAUGACAGCGCUGCCCCAUCAGUCACACACAGAGGAUGGAGCUGUACAUCCGGACGGCACCAAAGAAAGCUCUUAUCUGGGUCAGCCCGGUUCUCCUGGAGGAAACGACUUAACGUCCGCCAUACAUCGGUUGUCUCUGCGCAGACAGAACUUUCUGUGCGAGCGGCAGUUUUUCCAGGCCGAGAGAGAACGGAAGCUUCAGGAGCUGGCGGCCGCCGAGUCGGAAGGCAGCGGGAGCGGAUGCAGUUCGCCAAUGGGAAGCACAGUUUCUUCUUUCACCAACCUAUCAGAGUUCUCCUUCUCCUCCAACUGUUUCAAAACCUUUCUCCCUGAAAAACUGCAGAUUGUGAAACCAAUGGAAGGUUCUCUUACCCUUCAUCACUGGCAGCAGCUUGCUAGACCGCAUCUGGCCACUAUUCUAGACCCUCAUCCAGGGGUCGUCACCAAAGGCUUUCGUCCUCUCCCGCAGGAUGCCAUCUACCAGCUUACAGAUCUCGAAGAAGAUGAAGACCAAGAGAAGACAUCAGGGGAGCAUAAGAGGUGGGAUGAGAUGGCACAGGGUGCAAAGACCAAAGCGGAAGAUGAGGAAGAGGAGGAAGAUGGAGGGAUCACGUUUAAUGUACAGUCGUCAUCCACUCCUGAGGAGAAGAGGGAGAGAAGUCGUUCCCAGACCCCGAACAAUGUCCCGCCCCUUCUUGCGUCCCUCAGGAAUUCACCUGUGCCCAUAGCAGCGGUCGUUUCCAUAGCAUCAGCAGUUAACCAGAUGGCUAGUUCUGGAUCGGCGGAGAGCUCUGGAAUCUCUGGGCCAAUGGUUCCCACGCUUGACCUGAAUCUCGGGUCUAAAGCGCCCUCUCGAGCAGUUAAUCCCGGAAAAUAUCAGAGCUCCACCUUUUCCACAUACACCUUCACUACCUGCCGGAUCCUGCAUCCUUGUGACAGCACACAAGUGACAUCUAGCUCUGCAUGUAGUCCUUCAAUCGGUGAUUACACCCCAAGUUCACUUCGGACCGGUCCCAGUACUCCAGUCACACCUUGCAGGUUGAGUCUGGGUGACUCUUUCCCCAUCCGCCGCCCUGCACCGCCCCCCGGUGGACUAGCUAAACUUCUUCUGGAGAAAGGCAUCUCUGCUCAAGGUCCCACAGCUGUAGCGGCACCAAAAAAGCCCCUUUCUCCACGUCUUCUUCCGAGUACCCCACCCAACUCCCCCUCGCAUUCGCCGUGCCCCUCCCCGGUGCCUUUCGAUUCGCGGACCACCUCUUCUGACAACUUCCUGGCGUCCCGUCCCGCCGAGCUCUUCCUACAAGAUGUUUACGGGCUGAAACUCGGUCGCGCCCCCAGACCGGAUCUCCUGAGCCCCGACCGAUCCCCUCAAGAGCAGGCAAACAAACCCGAACGGCACAGCGUCAACCUCGUUGAGCAUCUUCGUAAGCUAGGCUUGGAUAAAAAAGUCCUCCGAGGUUCUGACGCCGAAGGUACCCGUAUGCAGGAAUCCUCCACGUUCCUGGCAACGGGAGGAGGGAGUUUACUGGACGGGCUUCGGCGGAAUCAAAGUCUGCCCGCUAUGGUCGGUCGGCGCAGUGCAUCGCUCACCAGUCCCUCCUAUCCUGGACCGCCCCAACACCCUACUUCCUUGGCCCUUCCUACUCCACCCUGGGGGAACCUAAAUGAACCACGGCGCACACGUAGACACGCCUCUCUUUCUCAAGCCACGGCCCAUCUACAUAAUUCAUAAGGAUGUGGGCGUGGUCCAGACUGAACUAUAUACUUUAUACCCCGCAUAACCUUAAUAAUGCCAUCUGUUUUCCAUCCUGCCAUCCAGAAACGGAAAGGAAAAUGACUUUGAGACAAAACCGGGAUGUUUUAAAAGCACAAUAAUAAAGUAAAUGUUUGAAAAUUAAUAUUUUAAGGCCUUAUAGCACUCGAGAGGGAAUAUAUAGGUGCGUGCGUGUAUAUCUUUCUCCCCCUUAAAUAGUAUAUUUUUAACUUUUUCUAUUUGCAUUUCCAUCAAAUUUUCUUAUCUUUAAGUCUUUGUUUCUUUUAUUUAUCUGUUCAUUUGUUUUCUGGGCUGUGGAGAUUCUGAUGAGAUCAGUAGUAGUGCAGAAAGACAAACGUAAGUGAAGAAGGUUGUUGAAUGUAGUGUGAACGGAUAUAAGGAAGAAAGGAUCGAAGUCUAAAGGAAUUCUGGGAACAUGAAGGUUUCUGUACGUUUAUUUUGAAAAUUUGGUCACUUUGAGUCACGAUGGUUUGCAUUAAGAGAUUUAAAAGUGAAGCACAGGAUUGAGGUGAUGAGCGAAAUCAAGAAUGAAGAGAAAAGAAAUUUGAAGGUCACAUCUCCACAGCCUCCUCUGAAGGUUUCUGAAGGUUCCUCUCUAUAGAUGAGGAGUCCCAAAACUAGAUCAUUCAGAUGUCUAGUCUGUCUGCCUGUAUCCUUGUAUGGUUUAUCAUAUACUUCUUUACAGUCAAACCUUUUGUUUCCCAGCAUGCACCUGGACAUAUCCUCACCCAUCUAAAUCACGUGGUGUUAUUUCACACAGAAUUGAUUCAUUUUUGGGAAAGUCAGUCACAGAAGUGGAUCGCUGAGGAUUUAUUAUUAGUUUGUACAUGUUUUGUGUUGCUACAUUGUUUGUCUCAGCUGUGUUUUUUAUGUGAAAUAAUAUUCAGGGAUUGUAUUUAAUGUAAAUGAAGUGUUGUGUUCACGUGCACUAGAUGUGUCGUUUCAGAUUUCGGAUGGGAACAAAAUUUUCACGUUUGAUUUGGUUUAAGACGAUGCCACGGCAGAAUUCCAAAGGGAAUUUUUUUUUUUUUUUUUGCAUCCUUAUACUAGAUUUUUUUAUUAUGUUAGUACAUCCCUGAGUCGUUUAACAUGCAAAUCAUGUUUUUUUUUUGUUUUUGUUUUUUUGAUAUAACAGAACUGUUAUUUACCAAGCAAGACCUGAUUUCUGUGUUAUGUGGUUUCGGGAUUUUAGAUUGAAUGACCCCUUAGUGACAUCAUUUUUCUCCUCAUCCUCAUUUCUCCUCUUUCUUUCAUUUAAUGCACUUUUGAUUUUUAACUCUUUAGUAUUUUAUUACUAAACAGGCCUAACCUAACAUUUAACAAACUGUUUAAGGUCAUAACUUAAGAUGUAUUAUUUACUAACCUAGUAUCUGAUGUAGAAACUAGAGUUUUAAUAUAUUUGUGUUGGUGGAAUUUGAGAAGGGACUCAAACACCUUGUGUUAUGGAAAUAAACCAAAUUUAUUUGUCCUUUUUUGCACCUAAAUUGUAAUUUUAUAAGCUAAAAUGUUUUUUUGUGGUAGAUGGUGACCACACAGGGAAAAUCGUCUGGUUUAGAGACAUUUGUGAGCUGAGAUGCCAAGAAUACAAACCAAACAUGAUUCGAACUUACAGCUUCAUUACAUAACGCACAACGCAUAAAUAUUUCUUGCAAUUUUACAUCAAACUGUACAAACCUUGUAUAUCAAAACACUUUCUGCAUAUACACCAACAGCUUUGUGUUAUAUACAUUUUUAUUGCAAGAUGAAUUGUACGGUACUGCUUCAUGCAUGGUUUAAUAGUAAUGUAUUGAAGUGUCCUUAUUUACUUCUUCCUGUUGUUGAUGUCAUCGAGCUCUCCGCUGCCAAUCAGGUCAAAUGUUAAUGCUUGAAGACGAUGUCACUUGUAGUGACACCAAACACCUUGUGAUCUGUUUUGUGAUAAUGACAGUUAAAUAGAUAUAGUUUGAUGUCAUGUAACCAUGAUCGUUGUGUUUCCCUGUGUUUAGCUGCUGUCAAAGCCUUGUAUUAGCCUUAUGUCGUUGUUUUUUAUAAUAAAGCAAAAAAAAUCA
Paramisgurnus dabryanus is the source of this 5356-nucleotide messenger RNA. It is a transcript of the gene trak2, whose product is annotated as trafficking protein, kinesin binding 2. The record is from RefSeq and is a predicted model, not a curated record. Gene Ontology annotation, biological process: anterograde axonal transport of mitochondrion; neurogenesis; mitochondrion distribution. NCBI's taxonomy places the organism in Eukaryota, Metazoa, Chordata, Actinopteri, Cypriniformes, Cobitidae. Gene Ontology annotation, molecular function: myosin binding; GABA receptor binding. Gene Ontology annotation, cellular component: dendrite; cytoplasmic vesicle; mitochondrion.